AGGGGUGAGGACUCAGGCUUUCAAGUCUGACGAUUCGUGGAAACAGGACUGGCUGAGGAAUUGGCGUGGUGAGGCUGGCUGUAGCUCAUUCUGCUUCUCUGACCUUUCAGCGUUCACCCCAAUACCUGGUUCUGAAUUUUUUUUUAUCAAUAAGACCUUUUAAGAUUCGUGUUACGGGGUACGUUCGUUGGCUUACUCCUUUCUGCCUGCUGAGGCCGAGGAAGCAUCGCUGAAGGGUCUCCCUGCUGUCAUGUCUAAGUCCAAGGCCCCCAAGCAUCGGCGGAAGCUCUUCAUCGGAGGGCUGAGGCCCAAAACGACCAACCAGAGCCUGAGGAGCCAUUUUGAGCAGUGGGGAACACUCACAGACUGUGUGGUCCUGAGAGAUCCAAACACCAAGCGAUCCAGGGGCUUUGGGUUCGUCACAUACGCCACCGUGGAGGAGAUGAAUGCCGCUAUGAACGCAAGACCACACAAGGUGGACGGAAAAGUUGUGAAAGCUAAAAGAGCCGUGUCAAGAAAAGACUCUCAGAGACCGGGUGCCCACUUAACUGUGAAAAAGAUCUUCGUUGGCGGUAUUAAAGAAGACACUGAAGAACAUCACCUGCAAGAUUAUUUUGAGCAGUAUGGAAAGAUUGCGGUGAUUGAGAUCAUUACUAACAGAGGCAGUAGAAAAAAGAGAGGGUUUGCUUUUGUCACUUUUGAUGACCACAACUCUGUGGACAAGGUGGUUAUUCAGAAAUACCAUACUGUGAAUGGCCACAACUGUGAAGUCAGAAAAGCCCUGUCAAAGCAGGAGAUGGCUAUUGCUUCAUCCAGCCAAAGAGGUCAAAGUGGUUCCGGAAACUUUGGGGGUGGGUGUGGAGGCAGUUUUGGUGACAAUGACAAUUUUGAUCAAGGGGGAAACUUCAGUGGUCAUGGCGGCUUCGGUGGCAGCAGUGGUGGUGGUGGAUAUGGUGGCAGUGGGGAUGGCUAUAAUGGAUUUGGUAAUGAUGGAAGCAGUUUUGGAGGUGGUGGAAGCUACAAUGAUUUUGGCUUUUACAACCAUCAGUAUUCAAACUUUGGACCAAUGACGGGAGGAAACUUUGGAGGCAGAAGUCCUGGCCCGUAUGGAGGUGGUGGCCAGUACUUUGCUAAACCACCAAACCAAGGUGGCUGUGGUGGUUCCAGCAGCAGCAGCAGCUACGACCCUGGCAGGAGGUUCUAAUUACAGCCAGGAAACAAAGCUCGGCAGGAGAGGAGAGCCAGAGAAUGGGCAAAAAACC
Messenger RNA from Peromyscus leucopus (white-footed mouse), 1262 nucleotides. RefSeq names its product heterogeneous nuclear ribonucleoprotein A1-like. The transcript has a single exon. NCBI's taxonomy places the organism in Eukaryota, Metazoa, Chordata, Mammalia, Rodentia, Cricetidae. The record is from RefSeq and is a predicted model, not a curated record. Gene Ontology annotation, molecular function: RNA binding. The coding region runs from base 251 to 1204 and encodes 317 amino acids.